AUGGGUUUGAGAUGGGAUGUGCCAGCAGGUCGUAGACUAGAAAUUGUCAAGCAGCGCCUAAACACAGCACAUGAUAAGGGCUGUAUAAUUCAAGAAUUCCACUAUUUUACUGGGUCACAUGACGAUUCCAGCAUUCCACUGGUCAGAUUAUCUAAUCUUUGCUAUUUCACUCGUCUGCUAUUCGCUUAUCGGGAUAUAUCAUCGAUACAAUGA
Messenger RNA from Trichobilharzia regenti, 213 nucleotides. Lineage: Eukaryota; Metazoa; Platyhelminthes; Trematoda; Strigeidida; Schistosomatidae. The record is from the annotation of a GenBank genome assembly.